CAGCACUGACAAUUUAGCCGGUGUUGACACCUGUCAUUUCAUUUCCUUCACAGUUUGGAAGAUGAAGUCUUGUUUUAUAUGGUGCAGACUGAGCAGCCAAUCUUCAUAGAAUCGUGAUUGAAACAUUUUAUUUGGCAAAGAUUUCGGAAUGUAAUUAUUGUAAUUUAUUCCACAGUAGCUGAUGAUCUACUACCAGUUCAGAUUAAAGGCGACACUGACACUCUGAAUAAACGACUAAUGUUAUUUAAUGUAAUUGUCAUUUUUUCACAGUGGCUGAUGGCCUAACCACUACUGGUGCAGCCUCGAUGAAUAAAUCAUCUAUUUUCAUUUUGUUUCAUCUUUGAUGCCGUCCUUCGACACCAUGCCGCUUCAAAAUAUAAAGGUGGAACCGAUGAAAGCGACGUCGACCACUGAGAAAACCGCAAUACCCUCCAUCGACCAGGAGAUGAUCGCCAUGAAACGGAAGGGGGAUCCAAGGUCGUACAACGACCGGAUGUCUUGGCUCGCCGUUUUUUACAAGUUAAUUCCCGACGGGAUAGGAGUGGCUGGUUUACGCUACGCCUUCAAUCCACGGGAGAUCAGAAUAAGAAGAUCAAUGUGGCUUCUUCUCGUGCUCAUCGCUUUCUGUUUCACCAGCUACCAGAUCGUAGAUAGGAUCUUGUAUUUUGCAUCCCAUCCGAAGGACGUUGACAUCAACAUCGAGUACAGACAUGAGGUUCCUUUUCCUUCCGUCGCUAUCUGCAACAUCAACAUAUUCAGGAGAGGGGCAGUCAAUGGAACAGUCUUUGAGGACUUUCUAGCCGAUCUGUUCUUCAACGGUACAUCUGUAAACAUGACAAAAUACCGAGAUGAGUUAGAGCAGUACGAAAUGACUGAGACGUUUCGAGAAAUGGGGCAUGACGUCGAAAUGACAAUAAAAGAUUUUUACUGGAGCGGCUUGGAAUUGUCCCUCGACAAUUUUACCAUGAGAAACACGGAAGCGGGUGUGUGCAUCGUUUUCAACGAUAUUGACAAUGGAUUCCCACAGUUGAUGGCCAGCGGUAACGGACCAAGAAACGGUUUGUAUCUGAAGUUGAAAGCCUCUCAGGAUGACUACUACUUUCAUCCCUUUCAAAUGAUUACCGCUGGAUUUCAGGUCCUACUCUACGACUACGGCACUGAACCUGUGAUUGAGAGGGGUUCUUUCGGCAUCGCCGUUGGGAUGGAAACACAUGUUGCAGUCGAUAUUACAGAAUACUAUAACCUCCCGAGACCUCAUGGACUUUGUGAAAACAAAACCCUGAAGUACUUUGACACCUACGGAUAUUCGGAGUGCGCUCUGGAAUGCGCAUCGGAGUUCAUCCUCGAGCGGUGCAACUGCAAUAUUCUAUCCAUGAACACCCCCGCACGAGAAUGUAACGCGUAUGAAUUCUUCAAUUGCAUUAACCCUAGUUUUGGUGACUAUGUCAAAGAACGGUAUGAAGCAUCCUGUCAUUGCCCGGUCCCAUGCUUUAUUCGUGAAUAUUCCUCGUCUGUAUCAAUCUUAACCUCCCCGUCCCAGCAUUGGUCUACAUACUCGGCCCCUCAGUUUGGCGUGUCUCCAGAAUAUUUUAGGAAUAAUAUCUGUUCACUUGUGAUAUUCAUGAAAGACCUGAGCGUUGAAACUAUCUCGCAACAGAUUAAAUACCCGUUCUUCAGUUUGUUAUGUGAUAUUGGCGGUUCCCUUGGUCUCUGGCUAGGUGGAAGUAUUCUAACUGUGUUUGAAGUAUUCGAUCUGUUCAGCAUGUCAACAUACGUCUACUCAAAGAUGAACCAUCGGAGAUGAUAUACUGAGACAAUAUGAGCUGAAAACACAUUGUCCCGGAAAGGAACCCGUUUGAAGCACUGUUUUGCAUGGAAGAAAGUUAUUAAGAGGAUACUUUUGUCAGUAAUUAAAUUAAUGCUAACGCGAUUUGGGGGAUUAAGACCUUGAAACGGGACAUUGGCACUGUCUUAUUGGCCCGUAUUCAGGUUUAACUUAGACCACGGUCUAACACUGUGCUAAAAUUAUAGGGAGCCAAAAAUCUAAAAAAUUCUGCUUAUAUUGUUUAUUUAUUAUAUCUACAAUUUUGUUUCCCUUUGCUUUCAUAAGGAAGGAAAUAGUUCAAUUUAUCAUCCUGAGAGAGUU
This is a messenger RNA of Lytechinus variegatus (green sea urchin), 2146 nucleotides long. RefSeq names its product acid-sensing ion channel 1-like. Gene Ontology annotation, biological process: sodium ion transmembrane transport. The record is from RefSeq and is a predicted model, not a curated record. Gene Ontology annotation, cellular component: membrane. Gene Ontology annotation, molecular function: ligand-gated sodium channel activity. Bases 344 to 1804 code for a protein of 486 amino acids. The transcript is spliced from 10 exons. NCBI's taxonomy places the organism in Eukaryota, Metazoa, Echinodermata, Echinoidea, Temnopleuroida, Toxopneustidae.